AGCAAGAAAUGGAGGGUGCGAAGGAGAGGAAGGAGGUGGCGUCGGCCGAAAAUAAGGCGGCUCCGCCGCAGGAGGAGGCGACGGAGCUGCCGACGGAGAGCAGCCCGUACGUGACGUACAAAGACUUGGAGGACUACAAGAUGAAAGGCUACGGCGCGGCCGGCCACCGGCAGCCCGUCGACAAGCCAGGCGGAGGAGGCGGCACCGACGCCCCCACGCUCGCCGGGAAAGAUCUCUCUGCCACCGCUGCCGACCGCUAAGGAACUGCGAAUCUGGCGUGCCGUUGACUUUGUCGCUUCUUAAUUUGUAGAAGGAAAUAAAAAAGAGGGAACGUACAAUUUAGGUUAAAUAACGGUGGGGCCCUUCCUCCACUUAAUGAAGACUUCCACUUCGACCCCGAGGCGCCGCGCUGUCGAAUCUAUCUCUUUUUCUCCCCCUCUCAAAAUCUAAACGGAUAAGGUCGCUGCGUCAUGUCAAAACUCGGGAUCGUGUAAAACGUGCGAAAUUCUACGGGCAAAGUGCAAAAUCGCCAAAUUUUUCACUUUGAUCCUCGAACAAGUCUCCUAGUUUUUUAGUUUACAUAAUUCAGUAAAUUAUAACUUACCCCCGAGUACAGUAAGGUUGUAUCAUGUCGAUCGAUGAAUAUUUUAAACAUAAUUUUAUAAAGUUGAGACUAAUUAAUCUUUUUUUAGAGUUUGUAUAUUUUUUAAAAAUAAAUUAGCUUUCACAUAAAACGUUUCCAGGAUAAAAAUAUAAUUU
Zingiber officinale is the source of this 759-nucleotide messenger RNA. RefSeq lists its product as uncharacterized. NCBI's taxonomy places the organism in Eukaryota, Viridiplantae, Streptophyta, Magnoliopsida, Zingiberales, Zingiberaceae. Bases 9 to 260 code for a protein of 83 amino acids. The transcript has a single exon. The record is from RefSeq and is a predicted model, not a curated record.